Messenger RNA from Electrophorus electricus (electric eel), 5632 nucleotides. It is a transcript of the gene mettl21ca, whose product is annotated as methyltransferase 21C, AARS1 lysine a. The record is from RefSeq and is a predicted model, not a curated record. Lineage: Eukaryota; Metazoa; Chordata; Actinopteri; Gymnotiformes; Gymnotidae.
GUUCCCAUAUAGGCCUGUCUUUGAGAAGACUGAAGAUGCAGUUCAGAGCUCCUGGAUACUUUGGGCACUGCUGAGUGAAGUGUGAAGAUAUUUGUGUGUGAGCAGAGAAGGUAUCAUGGGAAGAGAAGAUGGCAAAGAAGAAGAAAAUGACAAGCAAUCUGGGUCAGCCAUGUCCACCCUGGUGCAUCAGAAAGCGUGGGAACCAAGUUUCUACUUCACAACAUCAAAGGAGAUUUACUACUAUGCUGGUCAUGAAAUCUGUAUCUGGGAAUCACUAGACUCCUAUGGCGCCAUCAUAUGGCCAGCAGCACUGGCUCUCUGUCAGUAUCUGGACACUAAUCGAGGGACAGUUAAUCUGCUGGAUAAAGCAGUGUUAGAAAUCGGAGCUGGUACUGGCCUGGUAUCAAUAGUAGCCAGCCUAUUGGGUGCCUGGGUAACAGCUGGUGACCUUCCUGAAGUCAUGUCAAACCUGAGAGGGAAUUUGUCCAGAAACACAAGAGGACGCUGCAGAUAUACACCCCAAGCAGUGGCGCUCUCUUGGGGUCAUGAAAUGGAACAAACCUUUCCUCGCUCUGUUUAUCGAUAUGACUAUGUUUUGGCUGCUGACGUGGUAUACCACCAUGACUCCUUAUCUGAGCUGUUACUUACCAUGCACCAUUUCUGCCAACCAGGCACAACCAUAAUCUGGGCAAAUAAGAUCCGGUUUGGAUCAGAUCUGAUUUUUAUUGAGAAUUUUAAAAAAGCUUUCCAUACGGUUUUGCUUGCAGAUAUGGGAGAGGUUAAAAUUUACUCAGCCACCACAAAGGACUUUGAGGAAGGAAUAAGUAUCCCAGUGAUGUCAAAAGAGGCAUUCGGGCAGGAAGAGAGGAACAGAAAGGAGAGAGGGAGGAAUUCCGAAGAGGGUGACGGUAUCAUCAGCAAGGCUAAGAAACAGGGUCAAGAUCCUGAGGGGGCUGAUUUAAAACCACAGUUCAGGCAAAAUUUAAAUCAAUGGCAAAAGGAAGCACAGGUGGAUGCAAAUAGAGAGCUUAAGCAAGAGUCUGGGAUGAGUAAAAAUAUAGAAGAGGAACAGCAGGAAGAAUGGAAAUUAGGUAAAAAUUCACCUGUUGCAGAAAAUCCACUGUCUGGAAGAAAUGAGCAAAAAACCUGGGCAAAGCACAGAGAUGUUGAAGGACCUGGAGGAAUAAAUAAUACAGAUUGUCAAACUCAAGAGAAAAGUGAAUAUGGGGAUGACAUUCAGAACUGUACUGAAUCUUACACUGAAACAGACAUGGUGAAAAACUCUGAAUGUAUCGACUCUGAGCGCAAUGCACAGAGAACCUGGAUGCCCAAUGUGUAUUAUAAACUACAGAAAGAAAUUCACUACUUUAUGGGUCACAAAAUUGCUAUUGAAGAGUCCAUUGAUUCCUAUGGUGGAAUGAUAUGGCCAGCGGCAAUAGCCUUGUGUAAGUUUCUAGAAACACCAGCAGGUCAACAGAAGAUCGAUCUAGUCGACAAGGAAACUCUAGAGCUGGGUGCAGGAACUGGAUUGCUAUCAAUAGUAGCUACAUUGUUGGGGGCCAAAUUAACAGCUACAGAUCUACCGGAAAUCUUGGGUAAUCUGAGGUGCAACCUGAAUCGGAACACAAGAGGUCAUCGUAGACAUGAGCCUCGAGUGGCAGCACUAUCCUGGGGUCAUGACCUUGAGGAAACCUUCCCUUGCUUCAAGUAUCACUAUGAUUAUGUGUUGGCAGCUGAUGUGGUCUACCACCAUGAUUACCUAACUGAGCUAUUGUUUACUAUGCGCUACUUUUGUCAGCCUGGCACAAAUCUGAUCUGGGCCAACAAGGUACGCUACCCAUCUGACUUGGUCUUCAUUGAGAACUUCAAGAAAUCUUUCCAUCACACAUUGAUAGCAGAGCUGGAUGAUGUGAGGAUUUACUUAGCAACCCACAGGGAAGCAAAUGCGGAAGAUCGGCUACUGAAAGUGGUGAACAAAGAGGAAGCCAUAGAAGACAAGAACAGUUACAGGAAUGAAGAAAUGAGAAACUAUACUAAACAAAAUGAGGAGCAGGAAGAGAAAGAGAAAGUGCUAAAACGGGAAUAUAUAGAAGAAAGGCCAGGGAGUGAGGGAGAAGGGAUCACUGCAGAUAAAGAACACACAACAGGUGAAAAAACCCAAACAGAACAAGACUACGGCAACGGCUGUAUAAAGUGGAACAAACAAAUUGACGUGAAACAGACACAAAGUGAAGAACUUGUGGGGCAUCAGCAGAAAGAUGAGAAUGAAGGACAUUGCAAAAAGGAAGGCAAAUACACUGGACAGAAGGAAACAGGAUCUGAAAGUGUUGGGAGAGAUCAAGAUUCCCAGGACUGUAGCGAAUCUGAAUCUUCUAGCACUCAAACACAACAAAAAGGAUCAGCAGAGUGCUUGGAGAUAAAUGGACAGCUGGCCAAUCAGAGGACUUGGGAACCCAGUUUCUAUUACACACCUAGCAAAGAGAUCCACUACUUCAUGGGUCACAAGAUCAGCAUAGAAGAAUCCUAUGAUUCUUAUGGUGCCAUGAUUUGGCCAGCAGCUAUAGCUCUUUGUAAGUUCCUGGAAACACCAGCUGGUCGACAUGAAAUUAAUCUACUUGAUAAGUCAGUUCUGGAGAUUGGAGCAGGCACUGGUCUUCUCUCAAUUGUGGCCACUUUGCUUGGUGCCAAAUUAACAGCCACAGAUCUGCCAGAAAUAUUGAGCAAUUUGAGAUGUAAUCUAAAUCGGAACACCAGAUGGAUUAGGAGACAUGAACCUCAAGUGAUGGAACUAUACUGGGGACAAAGAUUAGAGGAAAGCUUUCCACAUUCCACACACCACUAUGACUAUGUGUUGGCUGCUGAUGUGGUCUAUCACCAUGACUUCUUAGCUGAACUUCUAGACACAAUGCAUUAUUUCUGUCAGCCUGGCACAUCUCUGAUCUGGGCCAAUAAGAUACGUUACCCAUCUGACCUAAUCUUCAUUGAAAACUUCAAUAAAAUGUUCCAUACCACCCUGAUAGCAGACUCGGAUGAGGUAAAGAUUUAUCGAGCUACACACAAGUCUUUGGAAGAAAAUAUUUUCAUAAACUGGAAAAUAAAUGAAGAGGAAGGUGAUGAAGAGGAAGAAGAGAAAAAGCAAGAGUAGACUGAUAAGACUGGGGUUUGGGAGAAUGUUCAUAAAUAGUGCAAAGGUUAAGAGCUGAAAAACAGGUCGUUAUAGAUGCAGAAGAGUGAGAAAAGUGAAAGAAACAAGAUGAACUUUUUCAAAUAUUUAAGGAGAAGGGUGAAAAUAGAGGAGACACUAGGUCAAAAGACACAAUUGAGCACGAGGAUGUGGUCUUUUCCACAGCAACAACGGAAGAUGACCAUCAUGGAGAACAUCAAGACUAAUGAAUUCCAACCUACAGCUGGUACUGAAAUAUAAGAUAAUUCAUCAGUGCUUGAAUAUUUAUAGAAAUUGUUAGUGUUCUUAAAAGCAAAUUUCCUAGGAGUCGCAUCUCAACGCUUACAGGUGAUAAAGAAAACUUUAUUUGUUUUAGACUUAAUUGUCAGAUAUCCCAGAUACUGGAUGUCUGCUACAAACUGAACAAAGACAUUCACCAUUUUGUAAAUCGUGAAAUCAGUAUUGACUCUUAUGGGGCCAUGAUAUGGCCAGCAGUAAGUUUUCAAAAUGUUACAUAAAGAAGGUCCUUGCAAACUGUUAAUGUAUAGAAGUUCCUAUCUGAAUACUUACAACUCACAAAAUAGUGAAGGAAAUGCAUUUGAUGAUGUUUUAAAUAAAAUAUUACAAAAACUAUUAAUAUUGUUUAAUAAGUUUGAUUCUUGCAAGCAGUAGUUCUUUGGUGGUUUUUAGAAACAGCAGCUCAAAAGAUCAACUUACUAGACAAAUCAGUUCUGGAACUUGGAACAAGGACUUGUUUCAACUGUAGUGACUUGGUGAGUCUAUAUACAGUAACGCUAUGCAGGCCUAAUUUUGGUGGUGUUGGAAGUGGCUGUACAGAACCAAACAAGUGAUAUAGAUAGUAAAGUAGGUGCUGGAGUAACAGUAGCAGAUUAGCUGGAAGUCUUGUAUCGUGAAUUGGACCACCAAGUGUUGUCAGUGAUAUAAACCUCAGGCAGAAGAGGUUUAAAAAUCAGCUCCACGAAAAGAUGAUGCCUGAAAAUAAGUGGCAUAUGGUGAAAGUAAUAGUGCUCUCUCAAUGACUAUUCAUUUCAAAAUACUAAAUACAUUACUUUUCAAAGAUGAAUAUUUCAUUAGCCAUUAAUUACUCAUUCAUUCAUAUAUUAUGGGUCUCAACCUCUUGCAGUUUUAUUUAGAAUAAUUUCCAUCAUAGCACAUAAUUCCUAACAUUUACCGCAAUAACAAAAUAACAUCAUUACUUUUCAUAAUUCUCUUGAGGAGUAAUGGUUAUAAAAUAAUACUAGCACAUACAAUAGGCUUAAAAUUAAAAUGACUUUUUUUAAAAUAUUGGCAUUACCUAGUUUUUUUUUUUUUUAAACUUUAUACAUACAAGACAUCCAUAAAUAUAUCCUAAGUUCUUUGACAUAGCAACCAGGUGAUGAGACUCCUGCAAACCCUCAGACGUGGACAACAUUCACAGAUUGUGAAGUUUUUAAGGCCAUUAUUGAUAAGACUGUUUGCUGGCAAAGUCAUGCCAGCGUAGCCCUGAAUGUCAUUCUGAACCGGAACAAGGAAGCCAAGUGAACAAGGACUGAAUGGGCAGCAAAAGGACAUAAAGCUAUUUGCACAUACCUGGAAGCUAACAAGAACCUGAAGCAGAAAUAUGGAGUUAUUUAGGUUAUGAUAUCAUGUGAAAUGGUUUGUAUGACACUUUUGUGACCAUUGAUGAGGACGUAUGUUGAGGAAAUCUUAAGGAGACCUCCCAACUCUGAGUCUUUCCCAAGUGUCAUGUUCACAGGAAACACGAUCUGUAAACUUGCAUAUCUUUAAAGAGACCAGAAUUAAGCCCCACUAACAAUUACCAAACAGCUGCCCCAACACUCAGCUCAGCUGUGAAGCUACAGAGGUCAAUGCUAAUGAAUCAGCCAAGCAACAUAACACCAACAUAAAAGGCCACCCAACAAGCAGCCGAUCCAUCAAAUGGAGGGGAAACCAUGAAGCAAAGAUGUCAACAGCUAUGAUACUACUGAACCAGUCCUAAAUUGUCUGAUCACUGGUAGUUAAUUAACGUUUAAGUAUUAAAAUCCCAGCCCUAGAGGUCUUGGUAGUAUGGAUUCUCUACCCUCCUUUUACCUGUGAGCCAGGUGUGAACCCAAUGAAAUCUGUCGGUUACAUGGAGGGCGAGUUUCCCAAAACCAGUCUAACCCUAAAAGUCUAGACUAAAAAGAAAAUCCAAUGGUGAUUCACCAUCUGCACUGUAAUAUAGUUAAAGAUGAAGAUUAAUCAGUGUUUGGGAAACCAGUCUUAACUGUACAACUAACUACCAGUGAUUACCACUGAAAUCCAGGUUCAGAACUUGGAUUUGAAGACGAGCCACACCGAAGAACCACUGAAUCAUCAACAUAGGCUGGUAGCCCUAAGGGUGGACCCAUGAAGGUAGGGUCAACAGUUACACAACUGGUUUAAGAUAUUUUAAUCUUAACCAAAUGUAACUAUACUUUAGUCCAGCUC